AUGGGUCGCAAUUCCGGUGGGAUCGACGCAAACGGAGAGUUAAGAAUACUACUAGUCGUCACUGUUAUUGUGGGUUUACUUCUAAUGAUGUCUUUGCUGAUGUGUUACGCGUGCGUCCUGAAGCGACUCUGCUGUGGAACGCCCAGAGAACGAGCGAAAAACAUAGCAAGCGCUAGAAGAACGGAGAGCUUUCCAAUGGGGGAUGUCACUCUUAUAUCCCAGCCGACAGAAAGUGAAAGAGUUUAG
Leptosia nina is the source of this 246-nucleotide messenger RNA. The record is from the annotation of a GenBank genome assembly. Lineage: Eukaryota; Metazoa; Arthropoda; Insecta; Lepidoptera; Pieridae.